Molecule: messenger RNA, 3805 nt
Organism: Chinchilla lanigera (long-tailed chinchilla)
Lineage: Eukaryota; Metazoa; Chordata; Mammalia; Rodentia; Chinchillidae
Product: peroxisomal bifunctional enzyme-like
Exons: 7
Coding region: 52-2226 (724 amino acids)
Biological process (GO): fatty acid beta-oxidation
Cellular component (GO): peroxisome
Molecular function (GO): (3S)-3-hydroxyacyl-CoA dehydrogenase (NAD+) activity; NAD+ binding
Source: RefSeq, a predicted model, not a curated record
CUGUACGCGGAAAAGUGGCCGAGUCUCGGGGCGGGAGACACACAGAGGAAAAUGGCUGAGUACGUGCGGCUGCCCCACUCGCUGGCACUGAUCCGCCUCCGAAACCCGCCCUUAAACAUGAUCAGUUCGGCUGUACUCCGUGAAAUUAGAGAGGGACUAAAGAAAUCUGCAUCGGACCAUACAGUAAAAGCCAUUGUGAUUUGUGGAGAAAAUGGCAACUUUUGUGCAGGUGCAGAUAUCCAUAGCUUCAGCACUCCUGUAUCCUCUGCAGAAGGAUUGGGACCUUUAGUAGAUGAAAUUCAAAGACACGGGAAGCCCGUGGUGGCGGCUAUCCAAGGCGUGGCCUUAGGAGGGGGACUGGAGCUAGCCCUGGGCUGUCACUACAGGAUCGCACACGCAGAGGCUCGAGUUGGUUUCCCAGAAGUCCUGAUAGGGAUUCUUCCUGGUGCAAGGGGAACCCAGCUUCUCCCCAGACUCAUUGGAAUUCCGGCUGCCCUUGAUUUAAUUACCUCAGGACGAUAUAUUUUGGCAGGUGAAGCACUCACAUUGGGUAUUUUGGACGAAGUUGUGAACUCAGACCCACUUGAAGAGGCAAUCAAAUUCAGCCAGAAAAUUUUAGAUCAACCUCUAGAACCUCGCAGAAUCCUCAACAGGCCAGUUCCCAGCUUGCCCAACAUGGACGCCAUUUUCAGUGAAGCCUUUGAGAAGAUGCGGAAGCAGUACCCUGGGCGCCUUGCUCUGGAGACCUGUGUCCGUUCAGUCCAGGCCUCCGUGAAGUACCCCUAUGAAGAAGGCAUCAAGAAAGAGAGAGAGCUGUUUCAAUACCUUCGGCAAUCCGGGCAGGCCAGAGCCCUGCAGUAUGCUUUCUUUGCCGAGAAAAGUGCCACUAAGUGGUCAACCCCAUCUGGAGCGUCCUGGAAAACAGCUACUGCACGACCCAUCUCCUCAGUUGGUGUUCUCGGCUUGGGAACAAUGGGCCGAGGCAUUGCCAUUUCUUUUGCAAGGGUCGGGAUCCCUGUGAUUGCUGUGGAAUCAGACCAAAAGCAGCUAGAAGCUGCACAGAAGAUAGUAACUUCCAUCCUGGAGAAAGAAGCAUCCAAAAGCAUGCAACAGAGUGGGCAGCACAGGUCAGGACCAAAACCUAGGUUCAGUUCAUCUAUAAAGGACCUUGCCAGUGUCGAUUUAGUCAUUGAAGCAGUCUUUGAGGACAUGAACCUGAAGAAGCAGGUCUUUGCUGAACUGUCAGCUGUGUGCAAGCCAGAAGCUUUUCUGUGCACCAACACUUCAGCUCUGGAUGUGGAUGAGAUCGCUGCUUCCACCAAUCGCCCUCAGCUGGUCAUUGGCACUCACUUCUCCUCCCCAGCUCAUGUCAUGAAGUUGUUAGAGGUUAUUCCCAGCCAACACUCCUCCCCUACUACCAUUGCCACUGUUAUGAACCUAGCGAGGAAGAUUAAAAAGAUUGCUGUAGUUGUAGGCAACUGUUAUGGAUUUGUUACAAAUCGAAUGUUGAAACCUUAUUGUGAACAAACUUAUUUCUUGUUAGAAGAUGGCAGUAAACCAGAGGACAUAGACCAAGUACUGGAAGAGUUUGGUUUCAAAAUGGGGCCCUUUCGAUUGUCUGACCUCACUGGCUUAGAUGUGGGCUGGAAAGUUCGCAAGGGGCAGGGUCUCACUGGGCCUAUGCUGCCUUCAGGCACUCCUACCCGAAAGCGAGGCAAUGCAAGAUACAGCCCCAUUCCUGAUAUGCUCUAUGAAUCAGGACGGUUUGGCCAGAAGACUGGUCAGGGUUGGUAUCAGUAUGACAAGCCACUGGGUAGGAUUCACAAACCUGACCCCUGGCUUUCCAAAUUCCUGUCAGAGUACAGAGAAACCCAUCACAUCAAACCACGUGUCAUUGGGCAGGAUGAGAUCCUGGAGCGCUGCUUGUAUGCACUUAUCAAUGAAGCCUUCUGUAUCUUGGAGGAAGGGAUCGCUGCUAGCCCAGAGCACAUUGAUGUGAUCUUUUUGCAUGGGUGUGGCUGGCCACGGCACAAGGGUGGGCCCAUGUUCUAUGCCUCCACAGUUGGGCUGCCCACAGUUCUAGAGAAGUUGCAGAAGUAUUACCAGCAGAAUCCUGAUAUUCCCCAACUGGAGCCCUGCAACUAUCUAAAAAGGCUGGCUUCCCAGGGAAACCCUCCUCUGAAAGAAUGGCAGAGCUUGGCAGGACCUCCUAGCAGUAAAUUGUGAUUCAGCCUUCUAAGUUGGGCUUAUAUGCUGGAGUCAGAUAAAAUUCACAGCAUUUUGGUGAAAUUAAAUCCAUAAAUAAAAUCAUUCCAAAGUACAAAGCAAGAGAGAGAACUGAUCAGUUACUUCUCCUCUUUAAGUCUUCUGUUUGGUGAAACAGAAGACUUAAUCUUUACAGGAUGUUUCCUGUGCCUCUCAACCCAUCCUUAUCAGGUAAAUCCAGUAAAUAAUUUUUUCUUAAUAUAAUGCCAUGAUGACUCAAGUUGGGCUUCCCACAUAUUUUGAUUAUUGAGGAAAUAUAUUAUCAAUUCAUAAAUGAUAAAUGCCGGUAUGUCAUGAACUCAUUUGGCUCCUUACUCUCACAUACAUAGUAUGGAUGUGAAGUCUUAUGGAUCAUGUAUUCAUAAGCAUUCACUGAGAACCUCUUGAGAAUCCUGGACCUUCUGAGAAUACUUGAUAGACCAACAGUGCAUGGGAGCAUUAAACCAGUGUGUGAACUGUACUGAACUUCAGCUUAGUCUUGGAGGUGGCAUGAAGGUUGGCAGGGAACAGUCAGGAGUGCUGGUCUGUAUUAACAUGGAGAGUUGCCCAAGAAUGGGCAGAGGUUGUAACCUGAACGAGGCAAAGUAUAUUUGGGAACUGAUAACAAAGCCAAGUACUUAUGAGUUUGAGGAACUCAAGGGUAGCUCAUCCUAUCAUUUCUGGCUAAGGUCAAGCCUCAUCUGCAUGGUUGUGCUUGAUGCUUAGAAGAGACUCAGUGAUGGCUGUUGAUGGUGUCCUCAAGAUACAGAAUUAUCUACAACCCAAUCUUUACUUUUCCUUUCAAGGUGAGAUGACAGGAAGUAAUAAAUUGUUAACGUUGUGUAAGAAGGGAUGUUAGAGAAUGUCUAGGCUAUACGGACUUCUUCAUUCUGUGAUACUGUAAUGAUCCAGUUUCUCAAUUAUGAAAAGAUUUUGUGAUGUAUAUAAAAACAGUUGAAUUUUGAAACAUGUAAAGUUAUUAGAAAUUUGUAUAGUUUCAUUUUAACUAUGUAAGUUCUUCUAUUUGACUUUUUGCUUUAUGGGUUAAAUGUUAAGGUCUUGGUCAGCACUAAACUAUGUAUACUAAUAUGUAUACUAAUAACUGAAUCAUUUAUAAUAGCCAAACACUAGGAACAUCCCUAAUGUCCAUUACCUGAUGGAUAAAGAAAAUGAGGUAUGUUCAUACAAUGAGCUAUGAUUUCUCAUAAAAAGAAAGUAUUGGUACAUGCUACAUGAACCUUGGAACCACUGUGUUUAGUGAAGAAGCUACUCACAAAAGAUUCUGCAUUGCAUGAACAGUUAAAGGGACUUAUCAAGAGUAGGCAAAUCUACAAAGCCAAAAGCAGAUUAUUGGCUGCACAAAGCAGGAAUCACUGAUGGAUAAUAAGGUAAAAGAGUGCUUUACAGAUGCAGGAUUUCUUUUGGGUUUAAUGGAAAUGUUCUCAAAUUAUAGUGGUGAUAGUUAUGGAGGUGAACCUGUUAAAAACCUUUGGCUUAUAUAAUUUUAAAGGGUGAAUUAGUUGGUAUGUGAUAUGUAUCAAUAAAGUCAUUACUAAACAAA